Molecule: messenger RNA, 2317 nt
Organism: Fragaria vesca subsp. vesca
Lineage: Eukaryota; Viridiplantae; Streptophyta; Magnoliopsida; Rosales; Rosaceae
Product: chitin-inducible gibberellin-responsive protein 1-like
Exons: 2
Coding region: 280-2010 (576 amino acids)
Biological process (GO): regulation of DNA-templated transcription
Cellular component (GO): nucleus
Molecular function (GO): sequence-specific DNA binding; DNA-binding transcription factor activity
Source: RefSeq, a predicted model, not a curated record
GAAAGCUCAACGAGUUGAGGAGAGCUUGAAAAAACCUGUCUUGGAGCAAACCAGGGGUUACCCAACACCAAAGAGAUUAAGACCCAGUACACCCAGAAGAAGAAAGAAACAGAAAACCCAGAUUGAUUUCAUCUUGAAAGUUCAGGACUUUGAGUUCUACAGGAGUAUUGCAAAGCUGCUAAGAGUUGUUUCUGGUGAAAGCAACCACACAAACCUUUUCGGUUGAUAUUAAUACAUCGGGGAGUUCUCGUCACAUAUAGCAGAUGCCAAUCUCAUAGCAUGGACUCGCACCAGCAUUUUGGUUUCAGCGCAACUGGUGCAGGCUUAUCUUUUACCUCUUCUCAUCCUACUGUCCCAUCUAUACCUAACAGGUUGCUUGGGUCCUUGAAAUUUGAUAUUGGCAACUCCCCAAAUUCACCUUUUUCAACUCACUUUGAUUCUGAUACUGUUACUACACUGAGCGACAGCCAAGAGCAACUCAGCUCCACAGAAAAUCUCUCAGGAGUCAGCCAUUCCUCUAACUCUCCAUUUGAAACCAACAGUUAUAUUCCUCGGUUAAGCUUAAGCCCUUCUGUGGAUUGUCGUCGAGACAGUCUGCAGCUCUCUUCCAGUAGGGCAUCUUUGUUACAGGAUGCUUGUAGCCCCAAUAUAAAACACGCUUUGCAGGAAUUGGAGAGUGCUUUAAUGGGGCCUGAUGAAGAAGAGGUCACCACAACAAACAUUUUUGGGGAAACUAGCAGAAGGAAAGGACAGAGAUCCCUGUCAUGGAAUCAGGAGCGCCAGGGUGCACAUGUGAUGCAGCGCCAGACUUCCUUUGUUUCAGGGCAUAGACAGUCAGAGAAACGUCACAAGGUGCUUGAUGAAGCAUCUCCACAGGGUUUUCCAGCUGAUAAUUUGCGAAAAUUGCUGAUUGCAUGUGCUGAAGCACUCUCUGACAACAAUAUGGAUGGUUUUGAAAAGUUAAUUGAAAAGGCUAGAGGUGCUGUGUCUAUCAGCGGAGAACCAAUCCAGCGUCUUGGAGCUUACAUGGUAGAAGGGCUUGUUGCAAGGAAGGAGGCUUCGGGCUCCAAUAUAUACCGUGCCCUCAGGUGCAGGGAACCUGAAAGUGAUGACUUGCUUUCAUACAUGCACAUUCUGUAUGAGAUCUGCCCGUAUUUGAAGUUCGGUUACAUGGCAGCCAAUGGGGCCAUUGCUGACGCCUGCAGAAAUGAGGACCGUAUCCACAUUAUAGACUUCCAGAUUGCUCAGGGUACUCAAUGGGUGACUCUCCUUCAAGCUCUUGCAGCAAGACCCAGUGGGGCUCCCCAUGUACGAAUUACAGGUAUCGAUGACCCUGUUUCUAAAUAUGCUCGUGGUGACGGCUUGGAGGCAGUAGGGAGACGGUUAAAAGCUAUCUCCGAGAAAUUUAACAUCCCAGUUGAAUUUCACGGGGUUCCAGUUUUUGCACCUGAUGUCACACCGGACAUGCUUGAUGUCAGGCCUGAUGAGGCUCUGGCAGUGAACUUUCCCCUGCAGCUUCACCACACACCAGAUGAAAGCGUUGAUGUGAACAAUCCGAGGGAUGGGCUUCUGAGGAUAGUCAAGUCAUUGUCUCCAAAGGUGACUACUUUGGUUGAACAAGAAUCAAACACAAAUACAACCCCUUUCUUGAAUCGGUUUAUAGAGACACUAGACUACUACUUGGCAAUGUUUGAGUCUAUUGAUGUGACCCUCCCAAGGAACAGCAAGGACAGGAUCAAUGUGGAGCAGCACUGUUUGGCUCGAGAUAUUGUGAAUGUGAUUGCCUGUGAAGGAAAGGAAAGGGUGGAACGUCACGAGCUCUUUGGAAAGUGGAAGUCCAGGUUGACAAUGGCAGGAUUUCGGCAAUACCCAUUAAGUUCAUAUGUCAACUCUGUCAUAAGGAGUCUGCUGAGGUGUUACUCAGAGCAUUAUAAGCUGGAGGAGAAGGAUGGUGCCAUGCUGUUGGGAUGGAAGGACAGGAACUUGGUAUCAGCUUCUGCCUGGCACUGAUUGUCGAAAACAAAGAUACAGAGGUAGCAGUAGAAACAACUUCGAUUUUAAUUUUUUUAUUUAUAUAGAUUCAUUUUCAUUGCAUAGCCCUUCGCUUUUGUUAAUGAUGUGCACUACGGUAUCAGCCAUUGUAUGUUUCAAUGAUGUUUAUCAUUGUUAGAACACACAGGAAAUAUGAUAGCUGAUUUAUGCCGAGACAAUUGAUUCCAGAACUGAUACCACCAGGUGUACUCUCACUGUUGUUAUACAUAUUCUGCUCUGUAUUUUGAUUCUUUGUUAAAAAGCCGUGCAUACUUCUUACUUUGUU